AUGCCUCGAUUUCUCCCCAACCGCUCCUCUUUCACCACCCACUCCACCAUCCGCCUCCUCUGGGAAUCCCUCAACCUCCCUCUCUCAGCCCUCUCAUCCAUAUCUCUCCAGCCAGAAAGCCCUCCAAACGACCGCUUCCUUCCAUCCUCCUACAAACUCGACCACCUCGCCCAGGCCUGCAUCGCCCUGCCCACGCUGGCCGCCGCACUCCUCCACUCUGCCCGUUCCCACACACAAAAUAGCUCCUCCAGCAGUAACAUUAAUGUCGAUAGCAGCAAUAAAGUGCCCACCGUAACCAUCUCCGCGCGCGCCGCCGCCCUCUCCUUUGUCUCCGAACGUGUGUACACUCUAUCAUCCCGCCCGCCACCGUCGUCAUGGGGUGCUAUCUCCGGGCUAUACCGCGCCCGCGACGGGGGCUAUGUGAGGAUCCAUGGCUCGUUCGUCAACCAUCGGCGUGCCUUGGCGAGCAUACUAGGUGUGCCUGUAUCUGAUAGCGGGGAAGUGAACCGCGAAGACGUUGCGAGGGCGAUCGGGGACCGGUGGGAUGCUGAGGAGCUGGAGAGGGUGGCGUUAGGCGGGGAUGCGGUGGUGGUCAAGCUGAGGGGACCCGGGGAGGAGUGGGAAGGGUGGCCGGUGAGCGAGAAGGUUGUCGGCGUCAAGAGGUAUGCGGUCCCUGAAGAGGGGGAAGGGGCAGAUUUGGAGAUUAGAGGUCAUUUUGGGAGAUAUACGGGCUCCUCCGUUGGUUGUGGAAGGAGGCCGUUGCAGGGACUGCGGGUGCUGGAAUUGAGCCGGGUGAUCGCUGCUCCUGUCGCGGGACGCACGCUGGCUGCUCUCGGUGCUGAUGUGCUGUGGGUUACGGCGCCGCAUCUGCCAGAUCUACCAGCUCUGGAUAUCGAUCUGGGUCGGGGCAAAAGGAGUAUCCAGCUAGAUUUCCGUCGGGAAGAGGAUAGGCUGAAGCUCCUCGACCUCGUCCGUGAUGCAGACGUGUUCCUUCAGAGCUAUCGACCGGGCAGCCUGGAGAAAUACGGCCUGGGACCGAAAGACCUCGCUGCCGUGAACCCGGGAAUCGUAUACGCAAAUCUGUCAGCCUACGCGGAACCCAACGACGAACUCAACCAGAAUAACCCCUGGGCGACGUUCAGAGGGUUCGACUCCCUGGUGCAGACCUGUUCGGGCAUGAACGUCUCCGAGGCAGAGCACUUCGCCGCUGCUUCGACCUCACCCGGCGAAAAGAAUGUCCCCAGUGUGCCUGCGCGGGUGCUUCCCUGCCAGGCUCUCGAUCACGGAGCAGGAUAUCUCUUUGCCUCGGGCAUUCUCGCCGCUAUAUACCACCGGGAUUUUGUCCCCGACGGAUUUGGUGCGUACAAGGUUGACGCUUCUCUUGCCGGCGUCAUGAAGUAUCUCCAGUCCCUUGGACAGUACGACGGCGCGUCGGGAUUCCAAGUAGCAGACCCAGUGCCGCAGCAGUAUCCUCUGGGGCCAAAACAAGGACAGAAGACUGGCUGGGCUGAGGAUCUGUGGGAGACCAAGCAGAGUGGCUUUGGUGACCUAAGAGCCGUGAAGUAUCCCGGCUCAAUCGACGGCUGCGAGGUAGGCUGGGAUGUGAUGCCGAAGAAACUAGGCAGCGAUGAGCCGGAAUGGCUAGAUUAA
Messenger RNA from Coccidioides posadasii C735 delta SOWgp, 1650 nucleotides. RefSeq lists its product as uncharacterized. The record is from RefSeq and is a predicted model, not a curated record. Gene Ontology annotation, molecular function: catalytic activity. NCBI's taxonomy places the organism in Eukaryota, Fungi, Ascomycota, Eurotiomycetes, Onygenales, Onygenaceae.